GAGCCUUGGCCGUCCCAUCUGCUGCAGCACCCGCCGCGCCCGCACCCUCAGCAGAGCCGGAGACGCUGUACAUCCAAAACCUCAACGAGAAGAUCAAGAUACCCGGUGAGCCCGUCUUUACCAAUGGCUCAAAGCGACGUUGUGCUGACUGUAUGCGCCGCAGUGCUCAAGGCGUCCCUCCGGAGUCUGUUCAAGGCGUAUGGAGAGGCCCUUGACGUCGUCGCACAUAGCAAUCUGCGCAUGCGCGGGCAGGCGUUCGUGUCGUUCGAGUCCGCGAAGAUCGCGAAGAAGGCGUUGAAGGAGGUGCGAGGGUUCCCGUUGUACUCAAAACCGAUGCAAAUAUCCUUUGCGAGGACACGGUCGGAUGCGGUGGUGAAGAAGAUAGAUGCUGCGCACUAUGAGGAGCACAAAAUGCGGAGAUUGGAACACAAGAAGGCUAUUCGUUACACCAACCCCUUGAAGCGGAAGUACAAGGCAUGCAAGCAGGCCAUGGAGAUGGACGGAACGGGAGCCGUCCCCGUAUCCAAGCGGCUAAACGUCCAGAUGCCCGAUGAGUACCUCCCACCAAACAAGAUCUCUUCCUGCAGAACGUGCCCGAGAGCAUAUCCGAACCUGCACGAAGUGCGUCUCAUCCGAACAAAGAAGGACAUCGCGUUCGUGGAGUACAUGGACGAGAGCAGUGCGACGAUGCCGAAGGACGCGCUACACAAUUACAAGCUCGAUGGCGAGAACAAAAUCAAGAUCACGUUCGCGAGGAAGUGAACACAUACGCGGUCAUCUUGUUGCCAACCAUACGCUGCUAUGCGUCGUAUCGUACGUGUAUUAUAGUGUUAUAGCUGUUUUACAUGCCGCAGUCCUCUUCCCAUCGAACACGCU
Rhodofomes roseus is the source of this 876-nucleotide messenger RNA. RefSeq lists its product as uncharacterized. The transcript is spliced from 7 exons. Gene Ontology annotation, molecular function: pre-mRNA intronic binding; U12 snRNA binding. Gene Ontology annotation, biological process: mRNA splicing, via spliceosome. Gene Ontology annotation, cellular component: U12-type spliceosomal complex. NCBI's taxonomy places the organism in Eukaryota, Fungi, Basidiomycota, Agaricomycetes, Polyporales, Fomitopsidaceae. The annotation marks the transcript as partial. The record is from RefSeq and is a predicted model, not a curated record.